Cheilinus undulatus (humphead wrasse) is the source of this 1768-nucleotide messenger RNA. RefSeq names its product transcription termination factor 1, mitochondrial. Gene Ontology annotation, cellular component: mitochondrial matrix. Bases 125 to 1273 code for a protein of 382 amino acids. The record is from RefSeq and is a predicted model, not a curated record. Gene Ontology annotation, molecular function: double-stranded DNA binding. The transcript is spliced from 2 exons. Gene Ontology annotation, biological process: regulation of DNA-templated transcription; termination of mitochondrial transcription. NCBI's taxonomy places the organism in Eukaryota, Metazoa, Chordata, Actinopteri, Labriformes, Labridae.
UUUCUGUGAAAUCGCCGUCAAACAGCAUGCUGAAAUCGCCGGCUUCUGUCAAGUCAUCAAGUGACCAAAAGUUGUAAAUGGUCCACUGACACUGAGGGACACAGGGUAGCCUGACUUUUUAUAAAUGGCAGCUCUACCUGGGAUGAAGACUCUUUUUAGCCUCCAUAGAUCACUGACAUUGCAGCGCUUUGCACUCAUUCCAGCGCAGUCGACAUCCAGCCACCCACACAGGAGGCUUUGCAGCUCUAGUACAGGAAAUGCUGAUCCAGAGCCACAAGUAACGGAAAAUGAAUCUCUGCUGGAGAACCUGAACCUCAUGGGAGUGGAUGUGAGGGAGGCACGUCGGCGUCAGCCUGGAGUAUUUCGUAGAGCGUUCACUAAUGAACAAGAAGUCGCUCAGUUUCUGCAAGGCAAAGGUGCAAGCAGAGAAGUAGUAGCAGGAAUCAUAUCUCGCUAUCCUCGCGCUAUCACACGUUCAGGUGAACACAUGGAACAGCGCUGGGGGCUGUGGAGAAACAUCUUCAAGACUGAUGUAGAAAUAGUGAACAUCCUGGAUCGCUCGCCUGAAUCUUUCUUCCGCUCUAGUGAUAACAAGAACUUGGAGAAGAACAUAGCAUUCCUGUCCUCACUGGGAUUGGAAUCCAAAGACCUCCAUCGGCUGCUGGCAGCAGCGCCACGGACGUUCUCCAACAGUUUUGAGCUCAAUAGGCAGAUGGUGGAAGUUUUGGAGGAUAUCUGUUCUGAACUGGGAGGAACGAAUCCGCAACAGUUUGCUAAAAACAUCAUAUCCAGAAACGCUUACAUUCUAACACGAAGCACUAAGAGGGUCAAGACAAACAUUGACAUCCUGAGGGCUUCUCUUAAGUUGAGUGGUGAAGAACUGCUCGCCCUUUUUAAAGGCCCUGGGGCAGAAAUUCUGGACCUUUCCAAUGAGUAUCUGAAAAAUAAUUUGAACAGUCUACAGCAGAAGAUGGUUUCACUUGGCUGCAAGAAGGCUGACUUGAAGAAACUGGUUUACAGUUAUCCACUGGUUCUGUACAUUGGCCGGAACACACUGAUCUCCAAGCUAGACUGUCUUCUUAAAGGAGGAAUAAAAAUGACACAGAUACUAGAAAAGCCAAAGGUGUUGGACUACAGCACAGAGAACAUUACAGGGCGACUAGAGGAGCUUAAGAAAGUAGGAUAUGACUUUGAAAAGAAUGGCAUAAACAUCUUGGACACAAGCAAAAAGCGCUUUGAUGCAAAGCUGGAAAAACUUAAAAUCUCAAGAUAAAUAAUAAAUAAAUGUCAUAAUGAUGUUAAAUAAAGCUGUAUGUUGAUUUAGCUUCACUCUGAGAUUAACCAUGUCUUCUAUCUGCUGUAGUUUUAAAUAGGUCUCUGAUGACUUUGAAAUAAUCAGACAGGGCUACUUUGUGACUUUUAUGGUGAAUAAAUUUGCUGAAUAAUUUCCCUGAUUAAUUUUGACAUGACCAAAAUACCAGAAAAUUGAGGGGAAAAGUUUGUAAACCCCAAACGCUUUUUCACUUUCUUGAUACAACCAAUAACUGACAGACCCAUUGAUGUUGAGUUAUAGCAAGUGCUAUAAAAUGCAAAAAUCGUAAGAAUUUGGAACCGAGUGUUAUUUUUUUCCAAGUUGGCUCUUUUUUUUCUUUUAGACACCGUAAACUACUCAAAGUCCCCCAUAUCUGAAUGAACAUGUUAUUUUAACAGAUACACUUCUUUUGGAAUUAAGGUGAGUUUUUAUCCAAAAAACAUGUUUCAAUCUAUA